Ichthyophthirius multifiliis is the source of this 1377-nucleotide messenger RNA. RefSeq lists its product as hypothetical. Lineage: Eukaryota; Ciliophora; Oligohymenophorea; Hymenostomatida. The transcript is spliced from 4 exons. The record is from RefSeq and is a predicted model, not a curated record. Gene Ontology annotation, molecular function: protein binding. The annotation marks the transcript as partial.
AUGGAAUUUGAACAAGAUAUUCAAAAAGCUGAAGAGUUUAAAGAAAAAGGAAACGAUCUUUUCAAAAAAAAAGAAUAUUUAAAAGCUAUUGAAUAAUACACAAAUGCAUUAUAAUACAAUAAUUAAAACUCAAGUUAUUACGGAAACCGAGCUGCAUGUUAUUUAGCAUUAGAAAAAUACUAAAAAUGUAUCCAAGACUGUAAUAUAGCUUUAGAACUGGACCCUAAAUUCUCUAAAGCUUACCGAAGAAAAGCUUUAUGUUAAAUACAAAUGUUAGCUUUCUAAGAUGCUUUAUUCAAUAUAGAAAAGGGAUUACAAAUAGAUAAUUAAGAUCAAAGUUUGAGACAAGAUUAAAAAGACUGUUUAAGAUUGAAAUAAUAAUAUGAACAUUUUAACAAUUACAUGAACGAAAAUAACUUUAAUGAAGCAAACAUAGAGCUUAACUAAAUUUUAUAAAAAAUAUAAAAUAAUAUCUAAUUAAAACUUAAACAAGUUGAAUGUCUUGCAAUGAAAGGAGAAACUGAUCAAGCCAAAAAUAUUUUGGUCAAAAUUCAAAACCAUGAAGAUGUUAGAAGACCCGAUUUAUGUUAUUUAUAAGGAAUUUGUGAAUUAUACAAUGGAAAUACUGAUAAAGCUAAAACACUUUUCAAAAACGGAAUGACCUUAGAUCCUGAUAAUACAAAAUGUAGAACAGCAUUAAAAAAAGCCCAAAGAGCUGAACAACUAAAAGAGUAAGGAAAUGAAGCUAUAAAAUAAGAAAACUAUGAUGAAUCAAUUAGGCAUUACGAUGAGGCUUUAUAAAUAGACCCAAAUAAUAAAAAACUAAAUGCAGUCUUGAGAUCAAAUAGAGCAUUAGCUUGGGUUAAAAAGAAAGAAUAUAAAAAGGCUAUGGAAGACACUAAUAUAGCUAUAGAUUUAAAUCCUUAAUAUUUUAGAGCUUUUUUACGAAGAGCUGAUAUUAAAAUGAAGAUGGGAGAUUUUGAUUCCGCAAUAUAAGAUUAUUAGAGAGUAUCGGAAUUGGACCCUAGCUAAAACGUAUAAUAAUUAAUAAAAGAAGCUAAAAUAUAAGCAAAAUAAGCAAAGAAAAAAGACUAUUAUAAGAUUUUGGGGGUUGAAAGAAAUGCUUCAGAUUAGGAAAUAAAAAAAGCAUAUAGAAAAUUAGCCCUUAAAUGGCAUCCGGAUAAAAACCCAGAAAAUAAAGAAGAAGCUGAUAAAAUUUUUAGAGAUAUUAAUGAGGCUUUCUAAGUAUUAAGUGAUCCCAAAAAAAAUAAAUGUUCGAUUCUGGAGCUGAUCCUAAUGAUCAUGAAAGUGGAGGUUUUGGAGGAGCAGAUUUUGAUCCUUAAGAAAUCUUUAAAAUGUUUUUCGGUGGAGGUGGUG